Messenger RNA from Culex quinquefasciatus (southern house mosquito), 5271 nucleotides. RefSeq lists its product as uncharacterized. Gene Ontology annotation, molecular function: nucleic acid binding. The record is from RefSeq and is a predicted model, not a curated record. NCBI's taxonomy places the organism in Eukaryota, Metazoa, Arthropoda, Insecta, Diptera, Culicidae. Gene Ontology annotation, biological process: DNA integration. The coding region runs from base 1 to 5271 and encodes 1756 amino acids. The transcript is spliced from 2 exons.
AUGGGCGAUCUGCAGACUUUGCGGAAGAAGCAGGAGAUCCUGCUGAACAAACUGGAGGUGCUGAAUCAGUUCGUCGAGCACUACAAGGCGGAAGAACACGAGUGCCAGCUGGAAGUUCGACUCGGAAUGCUGAACGACGUGUACCUGGAGUUUACGAACCUACGGACGAAGCUGGAGUUGCUGCUGGAAGAAAAGGAUGCGGCCAAGUACGCGGAUGCGGAGCCGAAGGUCAAGCAGGAGGUCGUGUCACAUCGUGAAGAGGCCAAUCUACAGGUGGUGCAGGAGUUCGACAACAAAUUCUGCAAGGUCAAGGCGAUGCUGAUUGCGAAGCGGCCGGUCAAGGACGUCGCGCAGACAGCUCCAAGUGUUGGUGAUGCGGAUACCUCGUUUCCGUUGCGCGUCAAGCUGCCUGACAUUCAUCUGCCGAACUUCAGUGGAAAUCUGCGCGAGUGGGUGACCUUCCGUGACACCUUCAAAAGUCUCAUCCACCGGAACUCGAAGCUGACAUCGAUGGACAAGUUCACCUACCUCCAAUCGUCACUUUCUGGUCCUGCAUUGCUGGAGAUCAGUGGCAUCGACCUGUCGGAAGAAAACUACUCCGUCGCGUGGAACGCGCUGGAGGAGGAGUACGGAAACAAGAAGCUGAUCGUGAAAGCCCACCUCGAUGUCAUUCUGGAUCUGGAACCGCUGACCAAGGAGUCGUACGACGGUCUCAGCCACCUGCUCGGUGAGUUUGAGAAAAAUCUGCAGAUGCUGGACAAGAUGGGCGAAAAGACUGCCGACUGGAGUACGGUUAUGGCGCACGUCCUGUGCUCAAAGCUGGACUCGGCCACGCUUAGGAAUUGGGAGACCCACCACAACAGCAAGGAAGUCCCAACCUACAAGGCUCUACUGGAGUACCUGCGCGGCCACUGUUCGGUUCUUCAGUCGAUCAAACGAGCGAAAGCGAAACCGUCGGAACAGCGGCCUCCGAAGGCAGCGGUCUGUCACACUGCUGUGCGGAGCAGCAACCAGUGUCAGUUUUGCAGCGGCCCGUGGCACACCCCGUUCCGGUGCUUCAAGUUCCAGAAAAUGACGAUCUCGGAGCGCAACGACGCUGUUUCGAGGAACAAGUUGUGCAGAAACUGCCUGAAGCCUGGACAUUACCCGCGGACGUGCGAAGGAGGAACUUGCCACCACUGUCACCAGAAACACCACUCGAUGCUGCACAACGAUCAGAUGAGAUCCUCCGUUCCACAACAGCAGUCGAGACCAACCGCGACGACCUCAGUACAGCGACAACAACCCAGACCACAGAACACGAAUCAGACAACACACACUCCAGCCAACAAUGCACCUGCUAAUCCGACUAACCUACAGACUACAGACUCUCAAGCCACACAGCCACAAAUCACUAGCCAAAACUACGUUGCACUACCCGUCACACCCACACACAACAUUAUCCUGUCAACCGCGCUCAUCCGUAUUAAAGACCGCUUCGGAAACACGCUGCUAGCGCGUGCGCUUCUUGACUCGUGCUCACAGCACUGUCUGAUGACCAGAGAGUUCUCGCGAAGAUUCAAAUUUGAGCGACAAUCGUCGUAUUUGCCGAUCCAAGGGAUCGGAACUUCCCGUUGCGUGUCGACGCUGCUCGUGCGUGCAGAUGUCGGUCCGCGUUCCGAUCAGAUUUCAGCGUACGAGUCGGAGAUGCAGUUCCACGUCCUGCCCAAGCUCAACAUCUCGCUGCCGACGUCGUACAUCGACCCGUCUACAAUUCAGCUGCCCGACUGGAUGUUCCUGGCUGAUCCGGAGUUCCACAAAACCGGCCCAGUGGACGUCAUUAUUGGUGCCGAGUUCUACCUGGACUUGCUGACGGACGAACGGGUGAAACCAACUGCAGACGGUCCCACGCUGCACAACACGGUGUUCGGUUGGAUUAUUUCCGGCCGGCUUCCCGGCAGCGUUCCAGAAUCGACGUCUCUCGUAUCCGUCGCGGCAAUCGACGAGCUGCUGACUAGAUUUUGGGAACUGGAAACGUGCCGCACCAAGAGCACGCACUCGAUCGAAGAAUCCACGUGCGAGCAGCUGUUCGAGGAGACGACGGUUCGUGACGAAACUGGCAGAUUUGUUGUGACGCUGCCCAAGAAGAAGUACGCUGUCCAGCGUCUCGGUGAGUCCAGAUCAACAGCCAUUAAACGCUUCCUGGGACUGGAGAAGCGGCUGUCAGCAAAUCCAGACCUGAAACAACAGUACAGUGAUUUUAUUCACGAGUACGAGGCCAUGGGACACAUGAAACGGGUUGCCGGCGACACGGCCGGGGGAGAGUUAGCGUAUUACCUGCCACACCACUGCGUCUUGAGGCCGGACAGCACCACUACGAAGCUCCGCGUGGUGUUUGAUGCUUCGUGUCGCACGUCUACCGGAGUUGCUCUGAACGAUGCGCUCAUGGUGGGACCAGUUGUGCAGGACGAUUUACUGGACAUUGCGCUACGCUUUCGACUCCACGCUGUUGCCAUCGUCGCUGACAUCGCCAAGAUGUACCGUAUGAUUCGCGUCCAGCCUGACGACCAGAGACUGCAGAGAAUCGUUUGGAGAGACAAUGUGGACGAACCCAUCCGAAUCUACGAGCUGACAACUGUCACGUACGGAACGGCGUCUGCGCCGUAUUUAGCAACAAAGUGCUUGCAAAAACUCGGUGAGAUCGGAGAAAAGACGCACCCAUCCGCUGCCAAGGUCCUCAAACGUGACUUCUACGUUGACGACAUGCUGGCAGGUGCGCACACGGUCGCAGAAGGAAAAGAGCUAGUCGCCGAAAUGGUCGAUCUGAUGGAAUCUGGCGGAUUCUCGUUGCGAAAGUGGCAUUCAAACUCUCGAGACAUCCUGCUCGACGUCCCGGAACAUCUUCGCGACGAACGGACUCUGCUUGAACUGGACACGUCUGACGCAACCGUCAAGACGCUCGGGCUCGUCUGGGAGCCAAGUACGGACUGUUUCCGUUUCAGAUCGCCAAAGUGGAACGACGUUGCAGUGAUCACGAAGCGUGUCGUGGCCUCAGACAUGGCCAUGAUCUUCGACCCGUACGGGCUGAUCGAUCUGCAGGAGUACUGGCGUGAAUACCGCAGAAAUCUAGCCGGUCUAGACAGCCUGUCGAUACCCCGCUGGAUUGGCACAGGUGCAGAUGACCAGAAUGUGCAGCUUCACGGGUUCUGCGACGCUUCAGUCAACGCUUAUGGUGCGUGCAUCUACAUCCGAACCGUUUCGGCCAACGGCGACGUCACCGUACGCUUGCUGGCCUCCAAAUCCCGCAUCGCACCGAUCGAGAACCUGAAGAAGAAGAAGCGUAAGCAGUCGAUUCCCCGCCUGGAGCUGGCGUCCGCUCUGCUGCUGGCGCAUCUGUACGAGAAGGUGGCCAACGCCAUCAACUUCCGAGGCAAAGCAUUCUUCUGGACGGAUUCCAUGAUCGUACGCUGCUGGCUUGCGUCACUACCGUCCAGAUGGAACCAGUUCGUGGCCAACCGUGUGUCCGAGAUUCAACACCUGACGGAGAGCGGAUCUUGGGACCAUGUGCCCGGAUUAGAGAACCCAGCUGACAUCAUUUCUCGCGGCAUGACGCCGAUGCAGCUGCAGUACUCAAAGCUCUGGUUCAACGGUCCUGGUUGGCUGAGUCUCGACCACCAGCACUGGCCGCACGCUCAAGUGCCGAACGCAGCAGACUUCGACCACGAAGAACUAGAGGAACACAACGCUGUCGCUGCAGUUGCACAUGACGCCGAGCCCUGCAGACUGUUUACAGCGAAUUCGUCGUACACCGUGACAAUACGGACGACCGCUGUAAUCUGCCGCUUCUGUUUCAACAGCCGUGCGGCGAACAAGCACUGUCGCAGAGUUGGUCCGUUGACGGCUGAAGAGCUCGAGGUCGCUUUGAAGAAGCUGGUGCGCCUCGCUCAACGAGAAUGCUUCCCGGAAGAGUACGAUGCUCUGUUCAGAGAUCGCGCGAUUCCAAGCAACUCCCGCAUUGCUGCGCUGAACCCAAGAAUCGUCGAUGGAAUCCUGUGCGUCGGCGGCCGGUUGCAGCACGCCGCAGUCUCGGACAACCGAAAGCAUCCGUACAUUCUCGACCAUCGUCAUCCGUUCACGAAGCUUAUUGUUACACACUAUCACGAGACCAUGUUUCACGCUGGACAACAACUGUUGAUCUCUGCUGUGCGUGAACGGUUCUGGCCGAUCAACAUCCGCAACCUCGUUCGCGAGGUGAUUCACAAGUGUGUCGAUUGCUUCCGUGUCAAGCCGAAGGUUCUGGACCAGCUCAUGGCGGAUCUGCCGCCCGAACGAGUCACACCGUGCACACCGUUCGCACGAGUCGGAGUUGACUACUGCGGACCUUUCCAGGUCGCGUACCCGCAGCGCCGAGCUCGCCCAGUGAAGUGCUUCGUUGCCAUCUUCGUCUGCCUGGUCACCAAGGCCGUUCACCUAGAACUAGCAGCAGACCUAACGACGCAGGCAUUUCUGGCGGCCCUCAAACGGUUCACUGCCCGGCGUGGCAAACCGAAGCUGGUCAUGUGCGACAACGCCAAGAACUUCGUCGGCGCAAGACGUGAGCUGAGCGAACUCGCCAAGCUGUUCCUAAGUCAGCAGUUCGAAGAGGAGAUCAUCCGCGAAACAGCGAACGAAAGCAUCGAAUUCAAGUUCAUUCCCGCCCGCUCGCCGAACUUCGGCGGCCUCUGGGAGUCUGCGGUGAAGAGCUUCAAGUUGCUGUUCAAACGCACGAUCGGGUUGCACACCCUGUUGUAUGACGAGUUCCAGACUGUGCUGGUUCAAAUCGAAGCGAUCCUCAACUCGCGACCGCUCACGCCGCUCAGCAACGACCCCGCAGACUUUGAAGCGCUGACCCCAGGUCACUUCCUGAUCCAGCGUCCACUCACUGCGAUUCCUGAGCCAAACCUCGACCACAUUCCCGAGAACAGAUUGUCGGCCUGGCAAACCGUCCAGCGUUACACGCAGCAGCUUUGGAAGAAGUGGUCCAACCUCUACCUGUCGGACCUGCACAACCGCACAAAGUGGACAAAGCAAAAGGACAACGUUGCUGUCGGAACCAUGGUCCUACUGAAGGACGAGAAUCUCCCGCCGUUGAAGUGGCAGCUCGGACGCGUUUCCGAUAUCCACCCGGGAGCUGACGGCAACAUCCGUGUCGUCACGGUGCGCACAAAGGACGGCAGCUAUCAGCGUGCGAUCUCUAAGAUUUGCAUCCUGCCGAUCCGUGACAACCUUUCUACCGCGCAAGGGGAGAACUAG